Messenger RNA from Torulaspora delbrueckii, 837 nucleotides. RefSeq lists its product as uncharacterized. The record is from RefSeq and is a predicted model, not a curated record. Lineage: Eukaryota; Fungi; Ascomycota; Saccharomycetes; Saccharomycetales; Saccharomycetaceae. The transcript has a single exon. Bases 1 to 837 code for a protein of 278 amino acids.
AUGUCAGCGACCUCGAACUCGAAGCCCAUUGUCUUUUAUGACAUCGCCAUGCGCCCGCCAGUUGAAAAGAACUGUUGUUCACCAAAUCCCUGGAAAACUCGACAGGCACUCAACUUUAAAGGCCUUCGAUACUCGACUUCGUUGGUAGGUUUACCCGACAUUCCAAAAGUUCGUGAAGGUCUCAAUGUACCACCCUGUCGCAAAUUUCCUGAUGGCAACGACUUCUUUACUCUGCCAAUCAUCGAAGACCCAGCUACCAAUUCGUUAGUUGGCGACUCCUUCGAUAUCGCGGUCUACCUACAAAAGACAUAUCCGAACGCUGGCGUAGGCGAUCUCUUCCCAUCUCAAAAGCUAGACUACGUUUUCAGCCACGAUCUUGUCCCGGCGGUACCACUCUCAGAAUGUAACGAGACUGACUUUCCUGAAUAUGCCAGGUUCAACAUGAAUGUUGAUGCAGCCUUUACAGUACAUGUGCAGCUUGCAAUUCAGUGUUUCCCGUUGGAUCCAGCUACUGCUGAGACCAGUAAGGCGGAAUUUGUCAGACGUGCAGGUGCUACGCGCUGGGAAGACUUUGCUUUGGUAGGCGAGCAGCGAGAGAAGGUCAAGGAUUCGCUCCGUGAUACGCUAGGUGGACUAGCUAAGGUAUUCUUGAGAGACACCAGUGGGCCUUUUCUACUUGGUACAAGAGCUAGCUAUGCAGACAUUAUCGUUGGUGGUUGGUUGCAUAUGAUGAAUGUGACUCUACCGGAGAGUGAAUGGAGGGAAUUGAGAAGUUGGCACGAAGGGCUUUUUGGGCAACUGUAUGAUGCCUUGGAGGUAUUUGCAGAAGUGAAAUAG